AUGGAUUUCAGAGACGAGUAUGAAGAGGACGGGUUUUGCCAGCCCUACAGGGGGAUCGCCUGCGCCCGGUUCAUUGGCAAUCGGACCAUUUAUAUGGAGUCUCUGCAUAUGCAAGGUGAAAUAGAAAAUCAGAUUACAGCUGCCUUCACCAUGAUUGGCACUUCCAGCCAUUUGUCAGACAAGUGCUCCCAGUUUGCCAUCCCUUCACUGUGCCACUACGCCUUCCCCUACUGCGACGAGACCUCCUCGGCUCCCAAGCCACGAGACCUGUGCCGUGAUGAGUGUGAAAUUCUGGAGAACGUCCUGUGUCAGACCGAGUAUAUCUUUGCGAGGUCUAAUCCCAUGAUUCUGAUGAGAUUAAAGCUGCCCAACUGUGAAGAUCUUCCCCAGCCAGAUAGCCCUGAAGCUGUCAAUUGUAUCCGGAUCGGGAUUCCGAUGGCAGAUCCCAUCAAUAAAAAUCACAAAUGCUACAACAGCACGGGAGUGGACUACCGGGGGACGGUGAGCGUGACCCGGUCGGGGCGGCAGUGCCAGCCCUGGAACUCGCAGUACCCCCACACUCACACCUUCACUGCCAUCAGGUACCCCGAGCUCAACGGGGGCCACUCCUACUGCCGCAACCCCGGCAACCAGAAGGAUGCCCCGUGGUGCUUCACCUUGGAUGAGAACUUCAAGUCUGAGCUUUGUGACGUCCCGGCGUGUGAUUAUAAGGAUUCCAAGGAAAAGAAUAAGAUGGAAAUCCUGUACAUCCUGGUGCCAAGUGUCACCAUUCCCCUGGCCAUAGCUUUGCUCUUCUUCUUCAUCUGCAUCUGUCGCAACAACCAGAAGUCAUCCUCCCCUCCCGUUCAGCGACAGCCUAAACACGUCAGGGGGCAGAACGUGGAGAUGUCCAUGCUCAACGCCUAUAAACCAAAGAGCAAGGCGAAGGAGCUGCCGCUCUCCGCGGUUCGGUUCAUGGAAGAGCUGGGCGAAUGCGCUUUCGGCAAGAUCUACAAGGGACACCUCUACCUUCCAGGGAUGGACCACGCUCAGCUCGUCGCCAUCAAGACCCUAAAAGACUUUAACAACCCCCAGCAGUGGGCAGAGUUCCAACAAGAAGCCUCUCUGAUGGCCGAGCUCCACCACCCCAACAUCGUUUGCCUCUUGGGCGUGGUGACCCAGGAGCAGCCCGUCUGCAUGCUCUUUGAGUACAUGAACCAGGGGGACCUCCACGAGUUCCUCAUCAUGCGGUCGCCCCAUUCGGACGUGGGCUGCAGCAGCGACGAGGACGGGACUGUAAAAUCCAGCCUGGACCACGGGGAUUUCCUGCACAUCGCUGUCCAGAUUGCUGCAGGGAUGGAGUACUUGGCCAGUCAUUUUUUCGUCCACAAAGAUCUCGCCGCUCGUAACAUUUUAAUCGGAGAACAACUUCACGUGAAGAUUUCAGACCUUGGACUCUCGAGAGAAAUCUACUCGGCCGAUUAUUACAGAGUUCAGAACAAGUCCCUCUUGCCCAUCCGCUGGAUGCCGCCGGAGGCCAUCGUGUACGGGAAGUUCUCUUCCGACUCGGACAUUUGGUCGUUUGGAGUCGUUUUGUGGGAGAUAUUCAGCUUCGGACUCCAGCCGUAUUACGGAUUUAGUAACCAAGAAGUCAUAGAGAUGAUCAGGAAAAGGCAACUGCUGCCGUGCUCGGAAGACUGUCCCCCCAGAAUGUACAGCCUGAUGACGGAGUGCUGGCACGACCUGCCGUCCCGCAGGCCGCGAUUUAAGGAGAUCCACGCCAGGCUGCGCUCGUGGGAGGGUCUCUCCAGUCACACGAGUUCCACAACCCCCUCUGGUGGGAACGCCACCACCCAAACGACCUCCCUCAGCGCCAGUCCAGUCAGUAACCUCAGUAACCCCAGGUACCCCAACUACAUGUUUCCGGCCCAGGGCAUACCGCAGGGCCAAAUCGCCGGGUUCGUGGGGCCGCCCAUACCUCAAAACCAGCGCUACAUCCCCAUCAACGGGUACCCCAUCCCAGCAGGGUAUGCUGCUUUCCCAGCCGCCCACUAUCAGCCCCCGGGGCCCCCCAGGGUCAUCCAGCACUGUCCUCCUCCAAAGAGUCGUUCUCCCAGCAGCGCCAGCGGAUCCACCAGCACGGGGCACGUCACGAGUUUGCCAUCAUCGGGAUCCAACCAGGAAGCAAAUAUCCCUUUGCUGUCUCACAUGGCGAUUCCCAGUCAUCCAGCGGGGAUCGGUAUUACAGUGUUUGGAAACAAAACUCAAAAACCCUACAAAAUUGACUCGAAGCAGUCUUCCCUACUAGGAGACUCCAGCCUCCACGGACCUAACGAAUCUAUGAUCUCAGCUGAAUUGUGAAUAAGCGAGGCCUUUGUACAUAGAACUAUUUACAGGACAAACUAGAAAAGUCGUAGAGAAGAUUUAUAUUCAAAUAUUUUAUUAAAGAUUCUUCUGGUGGUUUAACAGACAUUGCAGCAAGUAUCUUCUGUGAAGUUUAACUGCUUACCAGGACGGGCAGGCUCAACUAGAUGCAGAUCCUUGUGGUAUGAACACUCAGCUCUGGCAGUGGACCUGUUGUUUCUUUUAAGUGCCAACGACAAAAAGGGCAAGUGGGAUUUUUUAUUUAAAAAAAAAAAAGAAAAAGAAAAACACCAAAAUGUUUUUAUCCUAUGCUUUUUUUCACAGCUUUUUAAACCUCUGCUGUGGUUUAAAUCACAGAAACUUUUUUAUACUGAAGACAUAUUUUAAUAUUUGUCUCUUUUUUUAGGAGAUGCAAAUAUUCGGAGAUCUUCUGGGUGUGCAAUUUCAGUUCCAAUAGCUAGUUAAAAUAUUUGUAAAUCUUGCAGGCAAGGAUUAUGUUUCAAACACGUGAUCUGAGAGCUGAAGAAAUGGCUUCAGGUAGGAUUUUGGUCUUUUGUCAAGUUGGGAGUCUGAGUUCAAGCUCAGACUAAAAAAAGUCAUUUCUAUGACAGCGCAAUAGCUGGAGUUACCAACUUGCAGUCUACAAAAUUCACCUCCUGUUGGCUGCUAAAGAUGACUGGAGUUCCAAGAAAUUGCCUUAAAGGAAAUGAAAUUAAAGUGUUUUAAUUUCAGGACCUGAAUCAACUUUUAUUCAAAGAUAACAUUUCAUAAUCUUGUAGUUAAAGCAGAAAUUUUAUAUCCUUUUGUUGCUAUGCAACUGUUUAAUGGAAAGGCUCCAAACCACAAUUUUAUAUAUGACAAUCAGUUUUCCCAGGAAUAUUUAUUAUUUCAGAUCAAUGUCUAAUUUCAGUGACUUAUGACUCCAGGAACCUCUCAUUCCAUUAGGCAGCAAAUCCAUCGAUAGCAAUUCUGUCUGUCAAUUCUAAUAAUGUGAAUUAGUGUCAACUUUCAACUUAGAAACCUGACAUUUGUGUAAUUACUAAAAAUUCAUUCAGGUAUAAGCAACCUAGAUUAUUCAUUUGAAACCACUUUAAUGAGUCACAAAAGUUCUGUGUACACUACAGUUUUUCACAGACUUUUUUUGUACUGAAUAGUGUUUUAAUUGUACACGGAACGAGAACAAUCUUUUGCUCAGUUGACAAUGUUGUAUGAUAUGACUUUAUUUUUAUCUUUUUUGCACAAAAGUGUGAUGAUGUUUUGUACAGCAGAAGUGAAAAUACAUCUCUGCAUUUUA
Molecule: messenger RNA, 3637 nt
Organism: Merops nubicus (carmine bee-eater)
Lineage: Eukaryota; Metazoa; Chordata; Aves; Coraciiformes; Meropidae
Gene: ROR1
Product: receptor tyrosine kinase-like orphan receptor 1
Exons: 5
Coding region: 1-2340 (779 amino acids)
Biological process (GO): multicellular organism development; protein phosphorylation; positive regulation of canonical NF-kappaB signal transduction
Cellular component (GO): signaling receptor complex
Molecular function (GO): ATP binding; protein binding; protein kinase activity
Source: RefSeq, a predicted model, not a curated record